AUGUUCGCUGCAUUGAAACUCGACGCCGCUCCUUCGAACAACAUGGGAUUGUCGUCGAACGCUAUCAGCGAAGGAUAUGAGGACUACGUUGCGGAGUGGAUUGCGAACGACCUCGAAAAACAUGAGAAAUGCAAUGUCGAUGACAUGCUAGCGUACUUUCUCAAGCAAUGUCUUCACGGCCAAACUCCUGCUUCAAAGAAUACGAGCUCGACUUUCUUGCAACCAUACCUCGAAGCGGUGCUUCCAAUCUGCAAUAAUGUCGAGAUAAUGAGCCAGCUGACAGAAUAG
This is a messenger RNA of Heterobasidion irregulare TC 32-1, 288 nucleotides long. RefSeq lists its product as uncharacterized. NCBI's taxonomy places the organism in Eukaryota, Fungi, Basidiomycota, Agaricomycetes, Russulales, Bondarzewiaceae. The transcript has 2 exons. The coding region runs from base 1 to 288 and encodes 95 amino acids. The record is from RefSeq and is a predicted model, not a curated record.